Triticum aestivum (bread wheat) is the source of this 3661-nucleotide messenger RNA. RefSeq lists its product as uncharacterized. Lineage: Eukaryota; Viridiplantae; Streptophyta; Magnoliopsida; Poales; Poaceae. The transcript is spliced from 5 exons. The annotation marks the transcript as partial. The record is from RefSeq and is a predicted model, not a curated record.
AAACCACCACAGCCAAACGGUACACAUAAGUUCACCCACACACACAGUCGCACGGACAAAGAGUACGAAUCGGUUCUGCCGAGGCACAGCUCAACAAGCCCAAAAGAAAAAAAAGCAAAGAAACGACUGCGGGACAACCGCAACCGCAACAUCAAAGGGGAGCUAAUCUGGCUCGGGCGGUGGCGGAGGGAGCAGCGGAGCCAAGCGGAGAGCCAUCACGCGAAGGUCGGAGAUGAUGGUGGUGAUGGCGUCUCGGUCCUGGUGACGGCUAAGCGGCUGCCAGAGCUGCAAAUAACCACACAAUUUGAACACAGCAUCAGUAGCGCGGCGGAGAGGAACCCGCUGAAUGACAAGCUUAUUACGCACAAUCCAGAUCGUCCAGGCGAGAACCCCAAUGAGCAGCCACCUAAUGUGGCGGCCCGAUACGGGGGUGGCCUGGAUCUCGGCAAGGAGGUCAGGGAAGUGAAGGUUUCAUCGUUUGAAUGUCUUAGCAUCUAUAGUUCUAAUAUGAGGCACAUACAAAUUCCCCCGUGUGUACGUCACUUUUCUAUAAUCAUAGAUAACACGGAUGUAGAGGACAGGGUGUCCUUUGAACACUGCAAUGAAAAUUUGAGUGCACUAGAUAAACGGCUGAAAGUUGAACACCUACGCACUUUAAUGUUAUUUGGUGAUUACCAUGGAAGCUUUGUCAAAAAUUUUGGUGGAUUGUUAAGGGAAGCUACGGCCCUUCGUGUUAUAUUUUUGUCCGAAGCAUCAUAUAAUUUGGAGGACAUAUUGCAUAACUUUUCAAAACUUGUCCAUCUUCACUACCUAAGGAUCAAGUCGUCGUUGUAUUGCCAGGACUUGUGCUUACCAAGUGCAUUGUUUAGAUUGUAUCAUUUAGAGAUUAUUGAUCUGCAAAGUGUGCAAUGCCGUGUUAGUUCAACUAGAAAUAUUAGCAACCUUGUAAAGCUACAUCAUUUUUUGCUGCCAAAAAACAUGCUUCAAUUUCAUUCUGACAUUUAUGGGGUGGGAAAACUAAAAUUCCUUCAGGAAUUAAGAAAUUUUAAUGUGGGAAAGGAGAGUGAUGGUUUUGAACUGAGUCAGCUCGGGCCACUGACAGAGCUUGGGGGAUCACUUGGCAUUUAUAAUCUCGAAAAUGUGCAAACAGAAGAGGAAGCAAAUGAAUCGAAAUUGUUGCGCAAGAACCACUUAAGAGAACUCAUACUACAAUGGGGUAGUUGGCCAUCUAAUAAUGAUCCUGUAAAAGAAGACAAUGUUCUUAGAAGUCUUGUACCACAUAGCAAUCUUCAAGACUUGUGCAUUAGAGGACAUGGAGGCACCAAUUGCCCAGCAUGGCUAUGUGAGAAUCUCUCAGUUAAAUGCUUGGAAUCUCUUUGUCUUGAUAAUGUAUCUUGGAAGAAUCUUCCACCUCUGGGAGAGAUGUGGAUGGUUAAUGAGCACGGUGAAGAGUAUCAGUGUUGUAGUAUCUCGUCUCCAGGCUUCCAUAAUUUGAAAAGGCUACAAUUAAGUAACAUAUAUAGGUUGAAAAAAUGGGUUGGAAAUGACAAUUGUUCUUUAUUUUCUCACUUGGAAGUUCUCAUCAUUAAAGAUUGCUCUGAACUCAUGGAGUUACCGUUUUCACAUCCUACUUGCUCUCAAGCACAGCAGGAGAAGAAAAUGGCUUGGUUUCCUAGACUACGGGAGCUUGUCAUUUUUUACUGCCCGAAACUAGUGUCUAUGCCUUCUAUCCCUUGGUGGACUGGUGCUCCGUGCUCUGCUCAGCUAGAAAGAGUGGGAACUGGUAUUGAGCAGCUGGUUUACCCAAGCUAUGGAAAAGAAUUUAGCUUGGGCAUUGAGGGAAAAGGUGGUGAGGGCGAUGAGUUCUGGAGUGGGUUGAAUUUCUCUAACCUAACUGACCUAGAAAAGUUUCAUAUGAAAAUAAUCCCUUUCCUGUCGCUGGAUAAACUCCGAGUGCUAACAUCUCUGAAGAAGAUCGAUAUAGAGGGUGUGAGCAGUGUCUUGCCGCCGGUUGAUUGGGAUUGGUAUCAUGGCAUGUACAGGUUUCCAGUUGAAGUUCUCCACAUCAGCAGGUGUGAUGCUAGUGGGAAAGAACUGACACUGCUUCUAUCUUUCCUUCCCAACCUCUCAGAGUUGUUUAUAAGCGAGUGCAAGAUUAUAACUGGGUUGGGUGUGGUGGAGGAUGCGGAAACUGUUUCUAGAGAGCAGGAGCAGCAGACAAGAGUCGGAGAGGAGGAAAUAAUAAUAGCAGCGGCAGCACAAGGACUUCUCUUCUUGCCUUCCCAGCUACAGGAGUUGAUGAUUUAUAAUUGCUCAAAUGUGAGCUUACUCGCCAAUUCAUCGCAUGACAACCACACAGAAGCAGGAGGGGGGCUCCAACGUCUUCGCUGCCUCCGCUCGUUGUGGAUAGACAAGUGCCCCGAGUUCCUGUCCUCUUAUUCAUCCUCGCUGAUCUCCUCUUUUCUCCCUUUCCCGACCUGUCUGCAAGACCUCGACUUAUUGGACGUGAAGCACAUGGAGACUCUGCAACCUCUCUCAAACCUCACCUCUCUCACCGGAUUAAUGUUGAGAAUAUUGGGAGGUUCGACAGAAGAGGGCUUAUGGCCCCUCCUCGCCCACGGCCACCUCACAAAAUUACACCUUUAUGCUGACUCCGAUUUCUUUGCUGGUUUCGACCCCUCACGGCCGCAUGACAAAGAGGUUUUUGCCUGUUCCUCCAAGCUCUUCUAUCUAUGUACGGAGAUCAACACAGGAUUCCUUGCUGCGCCCAUCUGCAGCCUCCUCUCUUCCACCCUCACCAAACUAUACCUCAGUUUCGGCACAGAGAUGGAGCGCUUGACAAAGGAGCAAGAGGAGGCUCUUCAACUCCUCACCUCCCUCCAAGAGCUCGAAUUUUCGUGUGGAUUCAAUCUGCAACGCCUACCUGCAGGGCUACACAACCUUAUCAACCUCGAGAAAUUACAGGUCGAAAGUUGUGAUGACAUCAAGUCGCUGCCCAGCCUUCCGAGCUCUUUGCAGGAAUUAGUGAUGGAACAUUGUCAUGCCACCAAGUCGCUGCCAAAUGCCCUCCCAAUUUCUCUGGAAAUAUUGAGGAUCUGCCACUGCGAUGCCAUCAAGUCGCUCCCCAAGAAUGGCCUUCCUAGUUUAAUGCUAGAGUUAGAUGUCCUUGAGGGCAACAGCGAGGAGCUAAAAAGGGCAUGCCACAAGCUAAUAGGAACCAUUCCAAUUGUCAGAGCCUGACCAUCCAAGGGUUCUCCUUCAGUGUGGAUGUUCUUAUAGCCUCCUAGAAUUCUAUAUGGAUUCAAGCAUGGUUUCUGGUGCCAGCGGCAAGCAUGAUGGUCUCCAUUGUAUCAACAACUCUGGGCUCCAUACGUUCUUUUCGCCUUGCAAAAUUCUCUCCAUAAAUCCAUUUCGGUCAUUGUGUGGUAUCUUCAUCCUAUAUGUGUUCUUAUGCUCAUUCUGGCUGUUUAUAGUUACUUUGCAUUUACAUUUCGGUCAUUGCUCAUGAAGACUUGGUGGUGUACUUGGUUUUUUCUGCUGCGGCGGCCAAAAGAUCACAACAGCAUAAUGGUGGAAGAAAUGAGAUCCAGUGACUUUGUACUGAAAUUAAGGAACUUUACAAGAAAAGAAUGCACCUCAAUCAUAUUAGUGCUUGUUUGCA